GAAUUUAAGGGCAAAAAGGACCAAAAAUCAAUGUGCAAAGUUGUUGAUCGCAAUAAUUUGAUUGCGUGAAUAAAUAUAUCAAUUGAUCGUUUUUCUCUUCUCUAGCAACUAGAGACAAAAAAAAAAAAAAACAAAGCCUUAGUUUAACGGUUAUUUUGUGUUCGGUUUUUUUUUCCUUAAAGUGAACAAUUUUCAGGAGAUUUUAAUUUUUCGUUUAUAAAACACCUGAUGUCCUUAAAAGCAAAGUGCAUGUGUGAAAAAUAAAAAAAAAAACAUAAAAAAAGUUUUCCAUUGGGCGCCAUUUUUAACAAUUUUUCGUUUUGUUUUCCUUUCUCGCCGACCGUUGUUUGUCGUCAUCGUCCUCGUCGUCGUCGUCGUGUAACAAGGAUAAGAAACUGAGAUAUUUCUCACUCACACGUCGAGUAACGUUUUUCUAUCUCAUAGGUUUUUGAUACCACGCCGCGCUAAGGGCAAAUGAUAUAAAAUAUAAAUCCUUCAGGGAGAUCCUUGCUCUAGGACCAAGGAUUGUUAUUUCUUUUUUUUCGUGUGUUUUUUUUUUUUUAUUUGGUGAAAACGGUGAGAAAAGUGGCAAAAAUACCAUUUUCAUUCCGCUACCACUAUUGGAGAAGAGAUAACACUAUAGGUGCUGCUGCUACACAGAAUAAGGAUAAACACCCACACUCACAGCCAUUCAGCUGGAGCAGAAACUCGCAGGAUAUAAAAUGUUGCACACUCGGGUCGUCUAUUUACGAUCAGCAGCAAUUCUUUGCCUGCUGAUAGUCAUUGCAAUCCCAGAACUCACAGUGGCGCUAAAAGACGUCUACGUGACCGUACCAACUGCCGUUAAACGUGGCGAUAGCGCAAUGCUGGCGUGCAAUUACGACAUCGAAAAUGAUACCCUAUACACGGUGAAAUGGUACAAAGGCCGGCGGGAGUUCUAUCGCUAUACACCCAAGGAGAAUCCGGCGAUGAAAAUCUUCAAAUUACCCGGAAUUAAUGUUGAGUCAACUCUAUCAAAUCAAAGUCAUGUGACACUUGUUUCAGUGCCAUUAUCAAUCACUGGAAAGUUCAGCUGUGAAGUAUCAGCCGAUGCGCCUUCCUUUCACACUAUAAUUCACACAGCUGAAAUGGAAAUUGUGGAACUACCAACUCAACGUCCAAUCAUAACUGGCAUCCACUCAAGAUAUCGCUUAGGUGACGUCAUCAAUGGUAACUGCUCAUCGGACUACUCAAAGCCAGCAGCCAAUCUAACCUGGUGGAUCAAUGAGAUUCCGGUCCUUCCAAAUUACAUUCGAACAUACGAAGUUCAAAAGCACACCGAAGAAAAUCUUGAAUCAUCAGUGUUAGAAAUCAACUUCAUUGUGACGUAUCAGCAUUUUAUCAAAGGACGACUUAAGCUCAAGUGUACUGCCCGAAUUCAUGAAAUCUAUGAACAGGAAACAGAAAAACUCAUCGAAGAAGAUCGACCAAGGAUAUUAGCAUCAGGUCGAUCACCAGAUGUAAAUUUAUAUCCAUUUGAUCAGCCUGGGGAUGGUGAAUUUGAUGAUCAGAAUGAACAAUAUUUAACACACUACAAUAAAAAUGCUUCAGCGUCGGCAUGUCGAUUGGAUUCGAAACGGGCUAUCAAAAUGGCAAUGGUACUGUUUGUUUUUGGUUUGGUCCUGAGACUCAAGAUGACAGAUGAUAACGAUAAUGAUGACAAAAAUACAAAUGACAAUGACAACAGGAAUUACACGAGAAUCAAAAUAAGUGAAAGAAUGGAAUUGAAUAGGAAUGAGAUGUCUAAAAUUGAAGAGUGGCAACCCCAACGGGAUUUUCUAACGAAUGAAAAUUUAAUUCAAAAUCGGUGAUAAGUUAAGUUUUAAACAAAAAAAAAAAAAUAAAAUAAAAAAUAAA
Messenger RNA from Episyrphus balteatus (marmalade hoverfly), 1896 nucleotides. RefSeq lists its product as uncharacterized. Lineage: Eukaryota; Metazoa; Arthropoda; Insecta; Diptera; Syrphidae. The transcript is spliced from 7 exons. The record is from RefSeq and is a predicted model, not a curated record. The coding region runs from base 723 to 1850 and encodes 375 amino acids.